Molecule: messenger RNA, 1394 nt
Organism: Moneuplotes crassus
Lineage: Eukaryota; Ciliophora; Spirotrichea; Euplotida; Euplotidae
Source: the annotation of a GenBank genome assembly
UUUUAGUAAUAAUAAAUAGAAAUGAAAAUUCUCAUUUUAGCUAUUCUUUUGGCUAUUUCAUUUGCUGCGAAAAAAGAAGACUUGAUUACUACACCUUUGCCAGGCUGUGGUAAAUGGGACUUCGAUGCCUACUCAGGAUACAUCCCGAUUGACGAUCAAAAUAAGUUCCACUACUUCCUAGUAGAGAGUCAGAACAAACCAGAAACUGACCCACUAGUGAUCUGGUUCAAUGGUGGUCCAGGAUGCUCAUCUCUUCUCGGGUUCUUCAAUGAGCAUGGUCCAUGUGUUUGGGAUGGUCUUGACACUGACGCUGAACCUCACAACAAUGAGUACUCAUGGAACGCCAACGCGAACGUUCUCUAUGUUGAAAACCCAGCAGGAGUUGGGUUCAAUGUUGGCUACAGAGGUGAAUACUUAAACGACAAAAUUGCUGGAGAUCAAGAAGAAUCUUUCGUGCUAAACUUCUACAAGGCUUUCCCAGAAUAUCUUAACCACGAGCUGUACAUCACAGGAGAAAGCUAUGGUGGAAUUUAUGUUCCAUACCUUGCCUACAAUCUUCAUAGACAUGGUCACACCACUAAAAAUGGUGGAGAUAUCAACCUUGUUGGUAUCGGUAUUGGAAAUGGAGUGACUGACUGGGAUUACGAUACUUUCCCAGCAUAUAUCGCCCUUUCAUACGCUCAUGGAUUGAUUACUCUUGACCUUGCCAACAGAUUAGAAAAAUCUAACUGUGAUUUCAGGUUCUUCAACCUUGACAAUCUCAGAGGAACUUGUGCAAGAUUAUUUAACGAAUGGUACGGAGCUGUCCAAGACAUCAAUAUCUAUGAUGUGUACAGAUCUCCACAAGACGGAGGACUGAUGAGUAAAGCUGAAAAAAUUCAUGACCUACUCAAAUCUGACAAGAAGAAGCAGAAAGUUGGAUAUGCGAAUUUCCUCGAUCGUUUCCAAAAUCAGAACUCUUUCAGUAGCCAGAUCCCAGACUACCUUGAUAGGAACGAUGUUAGAGAGAUCCUUCAUGUUACUGAGAAGACAGGAGGUUGGGAAGCUUGCACUGAAUUCAACUACGAAAGACUUCCAGAAGGAACCAUCUGGAUUUACCCUAAACUCAAGGAUGCUGGCUACAGAAUCCUCAAAUAUUCUGGAGACACUGACGGAUCUGUCCCGACUCUCGGAACUAAUCAAUGGAUUGAGAACCUCGGAUGGGACCUUAAGAUUGACCACGACCCUUUCGUUAUCGAUGGGAAGGUGGCUGGGUACUACACCCUCAGAGAUGGCCUUGAGUAUGUAAUCUUCCACGGAGCUGGCCAUUUAGUGCCUCUAUGGAUGAGAAAGGAAAGUCAAUAUGUCAUCAACCAAUGGCUGAACGGAAAGAGACCAUAACUAAUCUAAUCUGU